Punctularia strigosozonata HHB-11173 SS5 is the source of this 4308-nucleotide messenger RNA. RefSeq lists its product as uncharacterized. NCBI's taxonomy places the organism in Eukaryota, Fungi, Basidiomycota, Agaricomycetes, Corticiales, Punctulariaceae. The record is from RefSeq and is a predicted model, not a curated record. The transcript is spliced from 8 exons. Gene Ontology annotation, molecular function: ribonuclease III activity; ATP binding; nucleic acid binding. The coding region runs from base 1 to 4308 and encodes 1435 amino acids. Gene Ontology annotation, biological process: RNA processing.
AUGGACGGCAUCGACUCUUUGACCGUCUCCGAUCAGCUGCUUCCGCGUCGCUAUCAGGAGGAAAUCUUUGUCCGCGCCCAGGAGGGCAAUAUCAUUGCCGCCCUGGACACGGGCAGUGGAAAGACCUUUAUUAGCACGCUGCUCAUGAAAUGGAUCGCGUCGAAGCCUGCUGAGUCUUCUAAGAUUAUCAUCUUCCUUGUUCCGAAGGUUCCGCUCGUUGAACAGCAGGCGACAUUCAUCGAGCGCCAGACGCCGCUCCGCGUCGGACAGUGCUAUGGUGCCAACGCAUGGGAUCUCACAGAUCGAGGCGCAUGGAGAAGACAAUUCGCAGCGUCCGAUGUGAUUGUGAUGACAGCGCAGAUAUUCCUCAAUCUGAUUACUCAUUCGCAUUGGAGCAUGGACAGGGUUUCGUUGCUCGUCUUCGACGAGUGCCACCAUACACGAAAGAACCACGCGUAUAAUGGCAUCAUGCGCGAGUAUUUUCAAUGUCCGGGUCACCUCCGGCCCAAGAUCUUCGGCAUGACGGCAUCUCCGAUAUGGAAUCCGAAAGACGCAGCGACUUCAUUGGCAACGCUGGAAAAGAACAUGGAUGCGAAAGUCUUCGCAGUGCGCGAGCAUGAAAGCGAACUCCUCUCGAUUAUACCGAAGCCAAAAGAGGUAUUGGUUGAUUACCCACCCCCUCCCGAUAGCUAUCCGACUUAUCCGUCGCCGCUGCUUGCAAAUUCCAUCGAUCUGACUAUUCUCCCUCCUGCAAUGGAGCUUCCUCUUGACAAGAUUGAAACGCGCUACCAUAGUGCUCACCAGAUCCUAGGGCCUUUUGGCGCGGAAUACUACCUUUGGGCUGAAGUCAAGCAGAGGAUCGCCGCAUACAUGCUAUUGCAGAUGGAAGCCCGCCGCGACGAAAUUUUGGAGGACAUGACGAAUGCCAUGGCCUUGGACUCCCCGCCGAUCGAGACACAUCACAGCUCACCAUCUGCCGUUCUGUCCUCCACCAACGCUGUCCUCGAUAAAUUUGCCCCACUGCUCGGUGACGCAGAUUCAGUGGAUCCCGACGUCGUCCAGAUCGACAUCGACAUCGAGUGGUGUACGCCCCAAGUCGCAGCAUUAGCCGAGACGCUGAUCUCGCAUUACAAACCCACUUUUCAGGGGAUUGUCUUUGUCGAGCAGCGCCAUAUUGCUGUAGCGUUAGCGAGGCUUUUGGGCAGGUUACCGGAAUUGCGAGGGCGUGUUCGCUGCGCCGAUCUGGUAGGCCAUGGCGGCCAGACCACCGCAAAUCUCAAGGGCAUGGAAAUACAGGGACAGCAGGACGUAGUUAGAGCGUUUCGGAGAGGAGAAAUAAAUCUUCUGGUUGCCACGUCUGUUGCGGAGGAAGGUCUUGACUUUCCGGCUUGCGACCUCGUCAUCCGCUUCGACCCCCUGCAACACAUGGUUGGGUAUCUUCAAUCGCGCGGGCGGGCACGUCACCAUACAUCCACUUUCGUGAUAAUGGUCCCGCGAGGCUCCGAGCAACAUAUCAUGCGUUACCGGACAUUUGCCGACAGCGAGCCUCAAAUGAAGCAGAUAUAUCAAACUCAAAACGCGCUUGAACAGCUGUCCGCCGAGUCUGAUACAGAAGAAGGCGAAUGCGAGGAGCCGGAGCAUCCGGAAGACCUGGCAGAACGGGAACGCUAUGUGAUACCGUCCACGUUGGCCGUCUUGACCUACCACUCCGCGAUCGGUAUGCUGUCACACCUCUGCUCCUUGAUCCCCCGCGAUCGCUACACGCCCAUUCAUCAACCCAAGUACACCGGGGAAUUCCAAGUCACGCUGCAGCUGCCCUCUAGCCUCCCACUCCCCCCGGAAGAUCUCACCUUUGUAGGACCACUGAAGCGGUCUAAAAGGGAGGCGAAAUGUGCGGCGGCCUUCAUGGCCGUGCGCAAACUUCAUCAGUUGGGUGUUUUCGAUGACUAUUUGCUCCCGGUGCGUCGCUCCAACGAUACGGACGCUGAAGACCCCGAUGGUAUACCGAUUCCAGACAUCUCUGCGUACCCGGAUAUGUUGCGGGUCGCUGUUCAUGACCCUUGGGUGCUCGGCCCUAGACUCUGGAUGCACGUUCUUCGUGUGGAUGGAAGAGCUACUUCGGCGCUUGUCACUGGGACGUCUUUGCCGCCUGUUUCGUUUACGCACGCAGGGGCGCAUGUCCAGAUGUCAAGAGGCAAAGUCGUCGCUUUCGACAUGCCGAUGCAGCAGCGGGAGCUCAUGGAGGCGUUCACCUGGGUUGGGAUUCGAUGGUGUGUCACCUUAAGAGGCCCAAAACAACCCUUGAGCCAGUAUCUCGUUGCGCUUACCAAUGACCUACGUCCUGAUUGGGACACCAUGGAACGCGUUGUCAACCAUCCUUGGGGACACGGCGAUUGGACCGGUAUCUCGGAGGCAGAGUGGUCUGGCAUAUUAUGCAUGAACCAGAGGGAACAUGGUCGCGCACUGAUUUUGCAGCGAAUGCGUCACGAUAUUACCCCGCUGUCCACCCCUCCGCCGGGAUCCCGAGAGUCGACGCACCCAACCUACCGCGAAUACUUCUUGCACAAAUGGUCACGCAAAGGUAUUACGCUUGUCAUACCCGACGAUACACCGCUCGCGGAGGUAUGCAUGGUUACGCGUCGGACGAAUUCCUCAUAUCCUCUCCACCCAGCCGGCACCGAAUUCAGCCCGGAGCCCUUGUUCGCGGCUUCGAAAUCCAUGGUAGUCCCGUUUGCGUUCCUCCGGCGGCUUCAUAUGUCCGCGUAUCUAUGGCGGACCUUCCACCUUCUACCUCGACUGCUUCACCGUGUGACUGACUUAUACCGGGUGCAGCGAGCGAAGCAGGAGCUGGGGUUGCCGCCUAUACCCGAUGAUCUGCUCGUAGAGGCUUACACGUUACCGCACACCGGGGCCGGCUUCAGCAAUCAAAGGUUGGAAACGCUCGGGGACUCGGUACUCAAACUGUGUGUAAUUGUACACCUGCUCAACAGAUUCAGACGUCGGCACGAAGGCCAAUUGGACGCGCUUCGUCGAAACGCCGUUGCGAAUCGCACUUUGCUAGCACGCGCGCAUGCCAUAGGACUGGGAAGCUAUCUGACAUGCGAAACCAUGAGCGUUCGCACGUGGAGGCACGUCGUCCCCGAAGAACAGCACACCCCUUUCGACACUACCAGUGCACGUUUCGUCGCGAGGUCCAUUCCUCGACGCUGUCUCCAGGAUUGCAUGGAAGCUACACUUGGGGCAGCAUUCUUGGGCGGUGGGAUCCCCAUGGCAUUGCAGGCGGGUACCGUUCUAGGCAUGUCACUGGGCGGUCCGGUUCCCUGGAAUUUGCGAUAUGGUCGGAAACCCAUCGGUAAAACGCCCGCGGCUCUAUUUCACAGGGUCCAGGAGGCGCUCCAUUAUGACUUUCACAAUGGCGACCUUCUCAUCGAAGCUUCUACUCAUCCUUCUUUCGAGUCGGGAACCUUUGGGUCGUAUCAGCGACUUGAAUUUCUCGGGGACGCACUGAUUGAUCUAGUCGUGAUGCAAUAUCUAUAUAGGAAAUUCCCAGAGGGAACGCCUGGCCAAUUGUCCUGGGCACGUUCUCGAGCAGUGUGCUCUCAGACUAUGGCAUGGGUCGCGGUGACCCAAUUGGAGCUCAACAAGAUCAUGCUAGUGAACAACUCUGAGCUGAACAUAGCUUUGGCGAAGUACAUACCAAUUCUCGAGGACUUUUCGGCCGAAGAUAUCAUCGCAAAAAGCUGGAAAUUGGAUCCUCCUAAGGCUCUUAGCGACGUAUUGGAAAGUAUUAUGGGCGCCGUACUGUUGGACACUGCAUAUGACUACGAACGAUCCGAGGCUGUGGUGGAAUGGGUUAUGAGGGAUGUCUUGGAUGCUCUUACUCUUGACUUGCCUCCGGACCCCAUCUCGCAAUUGAUGAUAUCGACUGCCAAAGCCGGUUGCCGUAGAAUCAAUUUCAAGAAAACCCAAAGCAACCCUAAAGUCGACCGGAACGAUGGGAUCUCUGUCAUCGUCCAUGAUAUUCCGAUCUGUGGGCCGAUACCAGGCAGCAGCUUAUCGCUCUGCAAAGCCCUUGCCGCCGAGCAAGCUCUGGGUAUCCUGUUUGGUGAAGCACACGAACACAAUCUAGCCACCCUUUGUGACUGCAAGCACGCUAUGGUGGCGGGGCUCCGACCUGACGACGAAGACGAGAAGACCGACGAUGAGACACCAUCAGGUUUUGCUGCUGUAGCCCGCGAAAAGCUGCUGUCUUUGGAAAAGACGCGUCCCAACGCAGGAGAAAUGGAAGAAGGCGAAGUGGUCGAAUAA